CUUAUCUCAUCUCCUCUUCUCCAGUUUGUGGCCUUUGCCUCCUUGUUCUUCAUCCUGGUCUCGAUCACCACCUUCUGCCUGGAGACCCAUGAGGCAUUCAACACCAUCACCAUCAUCAACAAGUCUGAGGCGGUGCUCAACGGCAGCCUGCCGGACCUGGGUCCUGAUUACAUUAUCGAGACGGACCCGGCUCUCACCUACGUGGAGGGUGUCUGCGUUCUUUGGUUCACCCUGGAGUUCAUGGUGCGUGUCAUCUUCAGCCCAGACAAGCUGGAGUUUGUCAAGAGCCUGCUCAACAUAAUCGACUUUGUGGCUAUCCUGCCUUUCUACCUGGAGGUAGGCUUGAGCGGACUGUCGUCUAAAGCAGCUAAGGACGUCUUGGGCUUCCUCAGAGUGGUAAGGUUUGUCAGGAUCCUGCGWAUCUUCAAGCUGACGCGACACUUCGUGGGGCUGCGGGUGCUGGGUCACACAUUGAAGGCUAGCACCAACGAGUUCCUCCUUCUCAUCAUCUUCCUCGCCCUAGGUGUGCUUAUCUUCGCCACCGCAAUCUACUACGCCGAGCGCAUCGGCGCCAACCCCAACGACCCCACGGCCGGCGAACACACCAUGUUCAAGAACAUCCCCAUCGGCUUCUGGUGGGCCGUGGUCACCAUGACCACGCUGGGUUACGGUGACAUGUACCCGCAGACGUGGUCGGGCAUGCUGGUGGGCGCYCUGUGUGCCCUGGCGGGCGUGCUYACGAUAGCCAUGCCUGUGCCCGUCAUCGUCAAUAACUUUGGAAUGUACUACUCGCUGGCCAUGGCCAAGCAGAAGCUUCCCAAGAAGAGGAAGAGGCACAUCCCCCAGGUCGCACUGGGGGGAUCCCCAACCUGCCUCAAAGUAGACCUCAACACCACCUGCAACAGCCCCCAGGGGGACCUCUGCAACAUGCAGGGGAGCAGGGUGCUGGAGCGCAACCAAUCAGUGCUGUCAGGGGACGGCAGUGGAGGCAGUGAUCUCCAAUGUCCCCAGCACAGAGGAGAGGGUCCCAUGCGCAGGUCCAGCACAGAGCAGGAGCGGAGGAGUGGGGGGACGUGCUUCCUGCUGGCUGCCAGUGACUACACCUGCCCUGCCGACGGUGGGGUCAGGAAGACAGGCUGUGAGAAAUCCCCAAGCUUAAGCAACAUAGCGGGCUUGGCUGGUAACGCCCUGACGCUGUCUCCAGUGACCUCACCCUACGAUUCACCGUGCCCGCUGAGGCGUUCCCGCUCCCCAAUACCAUCCGUCCUGUGAGGCCCGGCCCAGAGCGAGGCUUGCCUUCCAUCUGAGCACACUCCCRUCCCCCACCCCUACCCCCAAAACACCCGACAGAAGCCAYCUUCAUAGGCGUUAGCUCUCUGUAGCAUCCUGGAAUCAUAUAAUAUACUCUGUGAAUGUUGUUAGCUACUUUAGAGACUAACCUUAGUGGUUUCGACCACAGACUAACCCUGCUCUUCUCCUCUUCCAUACAAACGUUGCUUUGAACUGUAGAUGUGGUGACCACCCCUGAAGUAGCUUAGCUGUUGCAGCACUUUGAAUUCCCGCAUA
Messenger RNA from Salvelinus sp. IW2-2015, 1566 nucleotides. Lineage: Eukaryota; Metazoa; Chordata; Actinopteri; Salmoniformes; Salmonidae. The record is from RefSeq and is a predicted model, not a curated record.